Messenger RNA from Dujonia railenensis, 2286 nucleotides. The record is from the annotation of a GenBank genome assembly. Lineage: Eukaryota; Fungi; Ascomycota; Pichiomycetes; Serinales; Debaryomycetaceae.
AUGACUGACGAAUCGCUUGAUGCUAGAUUGACUCAGGAGGUGACCACGCUAUCCACAAAGUUGGUGACCGCUGUCGCAAAGCUGCUGGAAUUGGAGGAAAGGAUAUUACUCUUGAUGAAGGAGAACCAAACGUUGAAAACCAGGAGCUUAGAACUAGAAGGAAUAAGUAAAAAGUACGAUGCUAUAACCGAGAAGAACGGCCAACUUCAAAAGGAUUUGGUGGUGAGUAAUUCUCUGAAAGAUGAAGCUGAAAAGAAAAUCACCGAGUUGGAAAAUGAGGUGGAGGAUCUCACUGCAUCAUUAUUCGAUGAAGCAAACAAGAUGGUUAGUGAUGCAUCUAGAGAAACGUAUAACUUCAAGAUCAAGAACAGGAAACUUCAGGAGGAGAUUGAAGAAAAACAGACGAUUAUCGAUAAUCUUCAAGAUCAACUCAAAGAUUUAAAGCAACUUUUCUUCCAGAUUGAAGACCAACAGAAGUUGACCUUCAGCAAGAAUGGCACUCCAAACUUGGAGAAAGGUAACUUUGAAGCCGGAUCUGGCAAUUCCAACGGAAAGAUAAAUACUAAUGGCGGCACAAAGCCCUCCUCGUCGUACCAUCGCCGUAAUAGCACUAAGGGCUCCAUUAACUCAAAAUCUUCGAACCUGGCGGUCGACGACGAGAACCUCCUUUACCUGCAACAAAUAUCAUCACUCAUUUAUUCUCCAAAUAUCAGAUCAAUCAGAUUUGACCUUGCAGAAUACCAACUUGAAUUCAAGCCUUUCAUCUACACACUCAUAAAGCCAAAUUAUACCUUGGACUUACCUAAUCUUAAAGCAAAUAAAUACUUCAGGAAAAUCUGGAAUGACGAACUUGAAAAAAGCAUACCUGUGGUGCCGACACCUUCUAACUUCAUAAAUCGAUGGCAGAAGGGUAAGAGUUUCUGGAAUUUAAUUGUAGAAGGCCGGGCCAUCAUAGAGCCUAUUAGUGGAGUUAACGAGACUUACAAAUUGACAUACCAAAGCAGCCAUAACAACAAUGCGGGCACUACUAGCGCCAACAAUCCACCGAUUGCUACUAAGGAACCUUGUAAUUUCUGUCACGAACACCAAGAUGACGUGUUAGAGCAUGCUAGACUCUAUUCGAUCAAAUUGAUGAAUCCAGAGUAUAAUCCAAAUGGAACAUCGCUUAAUGAGCAGGAGGAAGUUCUUGCCAGUUAUCCAUUGUGUAAUUAUUGUCUUAUUAAAUUAAGAAACAUUUGCGAAUUCUUUGCAAAGAUAAGAUUAAUUCACUCGAAUGUCUAUAAAUUAAUACCGCCAAAUCCAUUGACAGCACAAAACAGUGGCAACAGUAACUCAAGUGUGAGUGUGGGAACUUCAAAUACUAACAGCAGUGGUACUGGCGGAACAAAUGACGCAAACGGAUCCAAUGAUUCUUCACCAGUACUCACCCAAUCCAAUAGAUUCAACCGGUUUUCUGGAAUGAUAAAUGGAACAGGAGAGUCGACCUCAAAUGUUGACUUAUUAUCUAAGAGAUUGGAACAAGCAAGAAUUGUGCCAACAAGUGUUGACGAGAGAAAGGAAGAAGCCAAAUUUAUGAAGUUGUAUUUGAUGUUAAUUCUGAUUAGAGCAAAGAUCUUCUGGAGCAAGAUCGGAUAUUGGGACAAUCCAAAUAAUGUAGUUGACACAAACUUGGAAGAAAUUCAUUACGAAGCAUUCAUUCAAUUGAUCGGAGGUGAGGGCGAGCGGGACGAAAAGGCUGCUCCUGUGCGUAGGGCCAGUGAGACAAGUAAACUGAUCAGGCAGACUGAUCUAAGUAAGAAGUUGGAAAGUCCCGAAUUGAAUAAAGAUGUGAAGGGUGGUGAUUCCGCAAUAGCUGAGAGAAAACAUGAAUUUGACCCAAUCAACCCACCAUUUCAAAGCGAUUCUGCUUCAGUUAAGUCUUCCUCAUCUAAUAAAUCAAACACCUCAAGAAAAUCUUCUUCUUCCUCGGUAAAGGAUAGAAUAAAGAGAUUUGAAUCGUCAAAUUCAUUGAAUGCUAAUUUAGCAGGUACAAGUGCAAGUGCAGGAGCAAGUGCAAAUACUAGUUUUAACAAUGCUAACACUAGUGCAGAUAGGAUCACAAUUCAUUCCGAAUCAGAAGACGAUGAAUUUGCAGAUUCUACAGAAGAUUUCGACAUUGUCACGAAGGAAACUCAAAAGGAGACCAGCCUUGGAAGAAAGAAAUCUAAAUCCAAACAAUUCAAGAAGAAAGUUGAAAACGAUUUGAAUGAGACGUUAGCUAUGUUACAAGAGAGCCUUGAAACUUGA